Molecule: messenger RNA, 1337 nt
Organism: Nycticebus coucang (slow loris)
Lineage: Eukaryota; Metazoa; Chordata; Mammalia; Primates; Lorisidae
Gene: LSMEM1
Product: leucine rich single-pass membrane protein 1
Exons: 4
Coding region: 504-890 (128 amino acids)
Source: RefSeq, a predicted model, not a curated record
CUGUCUUCUCAGUGGCAGCUCCUGCCUGCUGCAGGAUGUUUAUAUAUGGGAGCACUGUGGCAGAGUGCUGGAAAUGUGGUGUCAGCUUACACAGCUGCGUCACCUAUAAGGACAGUGACUUCAGUCAGAUAAGGACCUCAUGGGUAUCAACUAAAUCAGGGCAUGAUUUUUUUUUUUUUUUUUUGUCAUUGUUUUCUUUUUAAAGCAUAGUUUCAGUAAUAUAUUUCAACCUUAAGGCAUUAUGAAAAAACUCACUAUUUGGAAUCCUAUCCUGCUUGGCUAAAUUAACACUAAAUAUAGACCAACAACAGUUUCAUGCUGGGGUUUAUGGCCUUCAUAGGAACACUUUUGUACUGAAGGAAGGCAAAGAAAGAACUACAGAAUUUGUAGAAAAUUUUUGUUGUAGUUGCUCCUGAAUAAUUAGAGUUUUUUUGUUUUGUUUUGUUUUUUUUUUUGUUUGUUUUUCCUGGUAACCUACCAGUCAAAGCUCACAUUUUUGGACAAUGAACCAUUCUUCCCAGGACACUGGCUCUGGUGGCAUUUAUGAAGAUGGAAAGCUUUAUGUUGUGGAUUCCAUAAAUGACUUAAACAAACUGAAUCUCUAUCCUGCUGGACCUCAGCACGUGUUCCCUCUAGAGGAGAAAAUCCCAGUCCUGGGCACAAACUCAGGAAGUGGAAGCAGGAAUCUAUAUUUUGUGGGGCUGCUAAUUAUGCUGAUUGUCAGCUUGGUCCUGGUUUCCUUCGUGAUAGUUCUAAUAAUUCAAACUGGAAACAAGAUGGAUGACGUGUCAAGAAGACUAAUGGCUGAGGGAAAGGACAUAGACGACCUUAAGAAAAUCAACAACAUGAUCGUAAAGCGGCUCAACCAACUGGAUUCUGCACAGAACUGAAGAAGUGAUUUUCCAAGAGCACCUUUACUUGGAGUGUACUGGGUUAAGAAUUGAGAAAGCGCAUUUUUUUAGGCCGCAGACUAUCUGAUGAGAGAACCUAGCCCUGGGGCUGCGUUCUGCAUCCCUGGAGGUGGUGGUUUGAGACAGUAGCUCAAAGGGCCAGUGGGUCUCAGCUCCAUUUUCCAGUAAGGUGCUUCAACUUUAAGGGGGUUCAGGGCAGGUGGUUAGCAAGGUGAAGAAUCCAUAGAAAGAAGAGAAUUUGGCUAUGUACUUAUAACUUCUCUUUCAAAAGAAGCUUUGUCACCAGAACACAUUCACCAUGCCAAUGAGGCUAAUGGCACAUCAGGCACCUUACAAAUUCCCGUGAAAGCCUGAGGAAUGCCCUGAAUUUUAUGUGUUGAAGGGAACCAGGUGAUCAUUCUUUUCAAUAAAAGCGAUUCUGCUCCA